AUGGGGGACUCGUGGACUGACUCAGCGGAAAAAGGGCUGAAAAGGUACGUACUUGGAAUAAUUAAUACAAACUAAGAUACAACAAAAACUGGAUUAGAUUAGAUACAACUUUAUUUAUCCUUUUGGGAGGGCUUCCCCAAGGAAAUUAAACGAUAUAAUAUUGAAUACUGGCAGAAUAUCUGGAUGCAAAAGUUUAAAAGCUAUGUCAAAGUAUGAAAUAACGCAAAUAUUGGUCACUUUGGUUAAACACAGUUUCUUUUGAGUGUUGGAAUUUUAAUUAAAGCUGCAUUGUUGUUUGUUUUUUUAUUUCAUUUAAUUUUAUUGAAUAGAUAAUGGUCUAGUACGGGUGCUUCCUUGUUUUUCUAGUUUUGCAAUAUCAGCCUUUUAUAAACUACUGUUCGAAACAGAACAUGCCAUCCAGCUGGAUAUUUUAUAUUAGAACAGUUUUAAAAAGACAUAUUUCAGGUAAUAACUCAAUUUUGCAAUAGCAUGUUUUUGGGAUCCAUUUUUUUAUGCUAUCCCAAACUCUCUUUCUUGUGUCUUCAGAUAUGUCAACGGGAGCCCGUUUCGUAAGAAGACGCCUUCACUUCGAUCCAGGUUCAAGUUCCUGCUCCUGUUUUGUUUCCUGCUCUUCAUUGUAAGUGUUACCCUGUCAAACACUUGUCUGUCAUUGUCGGACAGCUGCCCACUUAACCUCAAGAAGUUGCUCAAUCAGACGAGCCAGUUUUAUCCCCCCACUCCUUCCCUCGGAGUUGGACCCAGACUAAUCCUUGAAACAACUACAGCAUCAACUACUGCCCUGCCUACUGAUGCACCAACAACCACAGCACCACCAGGGAUUCAGUACCACCUUGCCUAUCCUCGCAACUACCACUUUAUCAUGGAUAACCCAGAGGUGUGCAAGAACCAGACCCCUUUCCUGGUUUUGAUGGUUCCUGUGGAGCCAUAUAACAUAGCUGCUCGGGAUGCCAUCAGGCAGACGUGGGGCAAAGAGAAGCAGGUUCAAGGUCAGGUGGUACUCACCUUGUUCAUGCUGGGAUCUUCUGGAGGAGCCAAUGUGGAGCAGCAGGAGGAGCUCAAACGGGAGAAUGAGAAGCACCAUGAUCUGAUCCAGAGCAACUUCAGGGACACUUACGGGAACCUGACCAUCAAAACUAUGGUGAUCAUGGACUGGCUGGCUUCGCGCUGCCCUACAGCAGCCUUCGGCAUGAAGAUAGAUUCAGAUAUGUUCCUUAAUAUUGAUAAUCUAAUCAUCAUGCUACUAGAGCCAAGUAUUCCUAAGCUGAACUAUCUAACAGGGAAGCUGAUGCGGAACCGACCUGUUGUGCGCUCAAAGAACUCCAAGUGGUACGUCCCCAUAGAGUUGUACCCAGAAUCGGUAUACCCGACCUACGUUCUAGGUAUGGGAUACAUCUUCUCCAAUGAUCUCCCAGAGAAGUUUGUGGAGGCGUCAAAGUCAAUCAAACCCUUUAAAAUAGAGGAUGCUUACAUCGGGAUGUGCUUGAAAAAACUGGGACUUGAACCCACAUCGCCACCAAAUCCAUCCCAAUUCAUGUCCUACAACUAUAUAUUUAACCGCUGCGCAUUCUCUAAGGUCAUCACCUACAUUCUUGAGUCCCCACAGCAACUGAUAAACUUCUGGACGGACUUGAAGAGACCAGAACCUCCGUGCUAG
This is a messenger RNA of Xyrichtys novacula (pearly razorfish), 1675 nucleotides long. NCBI's taxonomy places the organism in Eukaryota, Metazoa, Chordata, Actinopteri, Labriformes, Labridae. The record is from the annotation of a GenBank genome assembly.